Messenger RNA from Eimeria tenella, 2255 nucleotides. RefSeq lists its product as uncharacterized. The record is from RefSeq and is a predicted model, not a curated record. The transcript has a single exon. The annotation marks the transcript as partial. Lineage: Eukaryota; Apicomplexa; Conoidasida; Eucoccidiorida; Eimeriidae.
AUGUAUGAGCAGCCCAGGGGCCCGCCUUUACUGGGGGGCCCCUGGAACAGCAGCUACUCAUGGGAAGGCCGGCGGCUAUCAGAUUCAGGUGACAAAGCAGCAGCAGCAGCAGCAGCAGCAGCAGCAGCAGAGAAUGCGCGGAGCUGGUCAGGCAGCUACGCAGCUAGCCAAACAGCUAGCCAGGCAGCUAGCUACUCAGCUAGCUACAGCAGAGGACAAGACAGCAGCAAAGAAUCAGAUUUUGCUGCUGCAGCUUCCUACGGCGAGGGACCCUUCGCUGCUGCUGCUGCCCAGAGGCGUCACCAGCAGCAGCAGCAGCUGCAGCACCAGCUGCUGCAGCAGCAGCGGCUGCAGCAGCAGCAGCAGCGACAAAGGCAGCACCGCCACUGGCAGCAAGAGUCGCCCCGGGAAAUGCUGAGAAGAAGGUCAAGUGCAACAUUAGAGCUCUUGCGGCAGCAGCAGCAGCAGCAGCAGCAGCGGCAACGGGAGCAGCAAAGAAGAGCCCGCCAGCAGCAUCACAUGCAGCAGCAGCAGCAGCAGUACAGUGACAGUGGGAGCUCUUCAUACUUCAGAAGAGAAGAGGCAGCAGCAGCAGCAGCAGCAAAUGCAGCAGCAGCAAUAAGACACGCACAGAAGGCAGCAGCUCUUAAUAACAGUUUUGCUGAAGUCCAGCGGACGCUGCAGCGCGCCAUUCAGAAGAGGACUGGCCUGCAGGAACAGCAGCAGCAGCAGCAGCAAGAGCAGCAGCAGCAAGAGCAGCAGCAGCAGCUGCUUUUCCCCAGCCGCAGCGAAGCAGACGCGAGGCACGAUGAGGUGUACAGACAGCUGCUCAGCAACGGAGCGAAACAAGCAGCAGCAGAUGCUGCUGCUGCAAGGCAGUCAGGACAGCAGCAGCAGCAGCAGCAGCAGCAGUCUUUCGUAAUUGAGGGAACCUUCACUGCCAGCUGCACAGCUUCUCCUGCAGCAAGUCCGCCCCACACUCCGGUGCCUGCGUGCAGAGGGGCCCCAUCAGCAGCAGCAGCAGCGGCAGCAAGUGCAGCAGCAACGGCAGCAGCGGCGGCUUCUGCUGCAGCAGCAGCGCAGCAGCAGCAACAGCAGCAGCCGCAGCAGCAGCAUGAGAAAGACACUACCAAGCUGCCUCCUAGAAAACCUGAAGCAGCAGAUGCUAGCGCAUGCGCUGCGACCCAGCAGAAGCAGCUGCAGCUCCGGCUGCAGCAAGAGGAGCAGCAGCAACAGCAACAACAACAGCAGCUGCUGCUGCUGCAGCAGCAGCAGAUUGUGGAGGCUGUACAGACACCCCUGUCAGCUAGCUCUAAUGCUUUGGCGAACGAAAUGCUGCGGCGCCAGCAGCUCCAGCAAGAGCAGCAGCAGGUUUUGCAGCACCAGCAGCAGCAGCAACUGCUGCUGCAGCAGCAGCAGAGGCUGCAGGAGCAACAAAAGCAGCAGCAGCAGCAAUAUCUGCAGCAGCAGCAGCAGCAACGACAAAUGGCAGCAGCUGCUGCCUCUAGGCCUCCAGGCCCAGCAAGCCUUGUUCUUUCUGAACGCCGGCUACCUCUGCGGCAGCAGCAGCAGCAGCAACAGCAGCAGCAGCAACAGCAGCAGCAGCUGCAGCAGCAGCAGCUGCUGCAGCAGCAGCAGCAACUACAGCUGCAGCUCCAGCAGCAGCAGCAACAGCGAUACUUUCAGCAGCAGCAACAGCAUCAGCAGUCUAUCCCGCAAAUCUGCGCUUCUUCUUGCUGUCAGCUCCAGGAUCAGGAGCAGCAGCAGCAGCAGCAGGAGCAGCAGCUGCAGCAGAAGCAGCAGAAUUCAUGGCAGCAGCCACUCAAGCCUAAUGAACCAGCAGCAGCAGCUGGAGCUGCGGCUGCCAUGCCAGUGUUCCGCCAGUACAGUGGGAACGCCCUGUUGCAGCAGCAGCAGCAGCAGCAACCACAGCAGCCGCAGCAACCGCAGCCGCAGCAGCAGCAGUUGCUGCCGCAGAAGCAGCAGCUGCUGCAGCAGCAGCAGGGGCCCUUGGCAAGUUCCGGCUCCCUUCCGCUUGCGCGCAGCAGCGGUAUCAUCCCUGCCCCGCCCAACCCCAUCAGCAGCAGCAGCAGCAGCAGCAGCAGCAGCAGCAGCAGCAGCAGGGGGUUUGACGCGCAGGCCUAUUUGCUGCGAGUGUAUCUCUUAGACAGCAGCCACAGACUUGAAAUAAUUCGAAGAGGAAUUCAGGCGGAGCUGCUGAGAGACGCGUUCAGCUUCUGGGUGCUGCAAACCAA